AUGCUUCGCAAUACACUCCCCACGCUUUGUGGUCUCAUAUCUGUUUCUUCCGCGGCGCUCUACGACACCGUGAUCGAGACCAAAUAUGGCUCGGUCCAGGGUUAUCCAGCUUUCGACAGCAGCAAUACUGGCAACCUAACGCACUGGAAAGACAUCACCGUGUGGAAGGGCAUUCCAUUUGCUGCGAGCACCGGAGGGGCCAACCGCUGGAAAGCGCCGCAGCCCGCAAGCCCAUGGAACCAGACGCUGGAUGCGCGCAACUGGGGCCCUGUCUGUCCCUCAGCCACCACCGGAGAUAAUAGCUACACCAUUGAUGAGGACUGCCUCAACCUCAAUAUCUGGAGUCCGGCCAACUCCACCGAUGCGAAGCUUCCCGUGGUCAUGUGGAGUUAUCCCGCCGAGUCGACUGCGGCCGAUCCUCUCUUCGACGGCGGUGGUAUGGCGGACAAGGGAAUCGUCUUUGUCAAUUAUAACUACCGCACUGGUUCGUUUGGUUGGCUCGCCCACUCCGAGCUCUCGGAGGAAUUCGAGCAGGUGACUGGGUCCAAUAGCUCAGGCAAUUGGGGAAUGCUGGAUCAGUUCGCCGCCUUGAAAUGGAUCCAUGCCAAUAUUGAGGCCUUUGGAGGUGAUCCGAAUCACAUUACCGUCCAAGGCCAAUCCGCUGGCUCCGCAGCUACUCAGCACAUUUUGUACAGCAAUCUGACCCGCGAUCUGAUUGUCGGCGCCAUCAUUGAGAGUGGUGUCCGGGACCCCCACGACCCCCUGUGCACCAGCCUCGCGGAAGCCUACACCACGCUGGAAGAUGCGCUGAAGGACGGUGAUGCCUACCUGUCGAACUUGGGAGUUUCCAGCAUCGCCGAAGCCCGCAACCUCAGCAUGCAGGCAUUGAUCGACGGAGCGACCGGCACGACCCGUGAUGACACGAUCAUGUUUGAGGCCGUCCUGGAUUAUUACGCGAUGCCGGACACCUACCUCAACAUCCUCAUGAAAGGUCUGGCCCACGACGUCCCAGUCAUCACUGGAAACAACAAGGACGAGAAUGGUGCGACCUACGGCCUUGAUAUUUUGCUCGCGGAAUAUCUGCAGGACCUCAACGAAACGUACAGUGGGGAAUGGGUGGACCGGUUUCUGAGUCUUUAUCCGGCGAAUGACUCGACAACCGCAUCAGGGGCAUAUAAUUCCAUGUUUACUGACCGAUCCAGGGUGGGUACCUGGCUGUGGACUCAGAUGUGGUAUACUGCUAAGAGCAGCCCCGUUUGGAACUACUUCUGGGAUCACGCGCCCCCCGGUCAGACUUCCGGCGCCUAUCACGAGUCGGAGAUCAAUUACGUGCUGAACAAUCUCUAUGCCACCGACAAGCCCUGGACCGCCGAGGACUACGCUAUCGCCAACAAGAUGAACGACUAUUGGGCCAGCUUCAUCAAGACGGGAAAUCCUAACACGCAGGCUCAAGGUACGGUCGCGUGGCCCGCAGUGAAUGCCUCCAAACUGGUCCAGCAUGUGGGUAAUGGAUGGGGCCAGAUUCCUAUUGCCUGGAACAAGAAGGUCGAACUAUUUGAGGAUUGGUUUGCCACCUUAGUGACAUAUUGA
Molecule: messenger RNA, 1590 nt
Organism: Aspergillus brunneoviolaceus CBS 621.78
Lineage: Eukaryota; Fungi; Ascomycota; Eurotiomycetes; Eurotiales; Aspergillaceae
Product: carboxylesterase/lipase family protein
Exons: 1
Coding region: 1-1590 (529 amino acids)
Source: RefSeq, a predicted model, not a curated record